Messenger RNA from Dunckerocampus dactyliophorus (ringed pipefish), 7257 nucleotides. It is a transcript of the gene pax1a, whose product is annotated as paired box 1a. NCBI's taxonomy places the organism in Eukaryota, Metazoa, Chordata, Actinopteri, Syngnathiformes, Syngnathidae. The record is from RefSeq and is a predicted model, not a curated record. The transcript is spliced from 5 exons. Gene Ontology annotation, molecular function: RNA polymerase II cis-regulatory region sequence-specific DNA binding; DNA-binding transcription factor activity, RNA polymerase II-specific. The coding region runs from base 245 to 1318 and encodes 357 amino acids. Gene Ontology annotation, biological process: regulation of transcription by RNA polymerase II; anatomical structure development.
GAGGACGCGUCAAAUUAAUUCCAGCAAAGUCCGGACUCCCCGGGAUAACUUCAAUUUGCGUUUAUCGGAUGAAGAUCACUUUGUCGGUCAUCUUUAUAGCGCACACCUGAAAGGAAGAACUGGGCUCGCUGUAGCUAGAGCGCCCUUUCAUCGGGGACUACUUUUUUGUGCUUCACUUUUUUGUGUGCUUUCCACCUGGAAAGUCUUCCUGUAUUUCCAAGCAUUUCGGGACGUAAAGAGGCAAAUGGAGCAAACCUAUGGAGAGGUGAACCAACUGGGCGGUGUGUUCGUGAAUGGCAGACCCCUGCCCAACGCCAUCCGACUGAGAAUAGUGGAGCUGGCCCAGCUCGGGAUUCGACCCUGCGACAUAAGCCGACAGCUACGCGUCUCCCACGGCUGCGUGAGCAAGAUUCUAGCUCGGUACAACGAGACAGGCUCCAUCUUACCGGGCGCCAUCGGCGGGAGCAAACCUCGCGUCACGACGCCCAACGUGGUGAAAAACAUCAGGGAAUACAAGCAAAACGACCCCGGCAUCUUUGCGUGGGAGAUCCGGGAUAGGCUCUUGGCGGACGGGGUGUGUGACAAGUACAACGUGCCCUCGGUGAGCUCCAUCAGUAGGAUUUUACGGAACAAGAUUGGGAAUCUCUCCCAGCCGAACCAGUACGAAGGUGGCAAGCAAGGCUCGGCUCAGGCCGGCCUCCCUUACAACCACAUUUAUCCUUACUCCUACUCCAACUCCAUGUCGCCUGCUGCCACUAAGAUGGGCUCCCCUCCCGGGGUACCGGUGACGGCGGGACAUGUGAGCAUCUCCAGGGCCUGGCCUUCUGCACACACCGUCAGCAACAUCCUCGGGAUUAGAGCCUUCAUGGACCCCGCAGCAAUUGCUGGGACCGAGGCAUACCCGACCAAAAUGGAGGAGUGGAGCAGCGUCAAUCGAGCAGCUUUCCCGGCAGCUCACGCGGUCAACGGCAUUGACAAAUCAGCCAUAGAUGCUGACAUAAAAUACGCACAGCCCUCUUCCACGCUGUCCAGCUACGUCUCAGCGUGUGCAUACUCCCCCACCAACCAGUACGGGGUGUACAGCGGCCCAGCGGGUGGCUACGUGACCCCAGGACACCAUCACUGGCAGCCCCAAAGCCCGGUCCUGUCUCACCCGGGCAGCGGCAUGAUGCACGCUGGCGAGAUCCACUCGUCAAUGGCCUUCAAGCACCAUGCCCGAGAAGGAGAAAGAAAAGCUCCCAGUCCGCUGAGCAAGCAGCAGCAACAUGAAGACUUGAACGGUGUGCAUGGACUCAGUCUCCCUACCUCAUCAUCCUAACCAGGACUUUUACCAGCUUCAUUCUUUCACUUACCUGAACUCUUUUCAACUGCAGUAAGUGUGAACCCAAUCAAACACAGGCCUCUCUUCACGUUGUGGAUGCAGCCAAGCCGAAAUGGGCUUUGUGGCCUUAUGAAUGUAAGCUUGCAUGAAUGCAUCGGUGCUCCCCCCCUCCAUCGAUAUAUUUUGUCAUGAAAAACAAAACACGUUCUGCACGACGGGGUUGCCAUUUUUUGGAAAAAAGAAGCUGUUAGAUGUGUCUUCAUUUUUGCCUGCAGUGACGGGGGAGUAAAAAAAGUCUAAAUGUUGAAUAUUUUCCAAAGCUUUAAUUACAUUAUAUAUUUUUAUAAUUUCAUUUUAAUAUUAAAAACAUAAAAAAAUAAAGUUUUCUUAAAUAAAACCUCGUUUUGUUGCAUUCCAUAUUGUUAUUGUACGACCGAAUUAAUUGCAGAUAGAAAGAUAAUCAAACAAAAAAGAAAAUCAGAACUGCUUUUAGGAAUUUGGACUUUGCAAACCGUUUUCUGGCAUAAUUGUUUUUCUUGAAAUGUUUUCCAGCAGUUUUUGCACUUCUCUCCUGCUAAUGGUCUGCAGAUUUUACCUAAACGCUGAAGAGUAGGGUUUAAUUUGAGAGUGUUUCCUGUUAGGAAAUUAUAAUAUUUGCGUUGGUGCUUAGCUGGAAGAGCAUUCAGGUGUAACCACCCCACCUUUCCAAUGAGUUGUGCACAGCCUGGGCGCCUCCGCUGAUCUUAUCUGACUUGUAAUGAAAGCUGCCAUGAUGGAAAUCUAAGGUCUGAUUGGGCAAGUGUGUGGAAGGUGUGUGCAACCCACAUGAAGCCUCAUCAAGUUCCAGAAUAUCAAUUAGAAGCAUUUUCCCCUAUAAAGGCCUAUAGGGUCAACUGUUUAUGCUAUGUUUGCUCUGUGGCCUUCUCACAGCUUUUUAAUAGACUCCCUCAACAUUUAUGAGAGGCUGUUCACUGAUGUCCCAGCUGAGUUUGGCUGGUUUCUGUAUGCUAGUAUGCUUGGCCUGUUUGUGGUGAGCACAGGCUUUUAAGUGCAUUUAAAUGUUUUUGCAAUGUCUCAAAAUAGGUCGUUUUCAUGUUCCUUUAAGAGCAUUAUGGCAUCUGCCACUAAUAGAGCCUCUUACCGGCCUUUAAACAAAAACGGAGUGCAAUGACUUCUAUAUUGUUAUAAGUUAUCAUUUUAUAUAAGUUAUUAUAAGUUGUCGUGUUUUUAACAUACAGUGGCCCGCAAGUAGCAGAGGUGAGGUGGCAGCCGCCUUCUCUGCAAACACGUCAUGAUUGUGAAUCAAGUGUGUGGUCAGGAAAGAAUGUGGUUGGUUGACUCAUCCUUCUUGUCCACGAUAUCAGGGACAGUUACAGGAAGAUGUUGGUGUUAGAAGUAAAAUAAUGCCAUUAAAAUCAGUGAAAAGCUCUUUAUUCGUACAUAGUACUGUCUUUUUUUGAUAUAUUUAACAACGAUUUAUUCCUACUACACUAUUGUCUGCUUCUGCACACCACAUCCUCACAUCCUCUGUAAACUCCAUCGUUCAAAUCAACUUUUUCACAGCAAGGAUUAUUUAAUUUAUAACAAAAACCCUUAUGUCUCUAAGUGUCAUAAAAUUGCAUCAAUUUUAUUAUUUUACCCAGGAGCCUGGAGGGUUUUAACUGUACAGAUUUACACUAAGUUCUUAGAAUUAGAUGAUUUAUAAUGAUUUUAUUUCUUGAUGUCAAAAUGUCAGCUAAUUUCUACAUAAACAAAACAAAUAGUAGCAAGUUAGCAGCCUUUUUUAAACAUGUUGCAAAGUUCAUUGUUGACCAGUCCAGGGUGUACCCCGCCUCCGGCCUGAAGUCAGCUGGGAUAGGCUCCAGCUAACUCAUGAUCUAAAUGAGGACAAGCUGUAUAGAAAAUGGAUGGAUGGUUAAAGUUGAUUGAUUAAUGGCAAGAUGGUGUAUUAUUUAAGAACUAUUGAAGUUUUUUUUAAAUAUAUGGAUACAAUCUGCUUCAUGAGGUUAUUGGGCUCUCAUUCAAUGAACUGCAUUUAUACAGCAGAUAUACCGUAUGUGUACAGUUAGCUCCUAAGAAGAGUAUAUGGUGCAUAGAAAGGGAACUCUAAAAGGGAUUUAAUCAUACUGUCCACUAUUUGUACAAACAGUUCUGGUCUAACUGCACAGUCAAACGUCCCACUGAUCCAAUUUAACGGCACGUUGUAGGGUUUGGGGGUCUUCUUUGCUCAGUUUUUUUGUUGCCCCUGAUUCCUCUCCUCCCCUUUUUGCAGCAAAGCCCCAAGUGGUUCAGCCAGUCCAAACAUGACCAACAUUAGGACGGCUGAUGAGCGUGCACAAGCUCCCUGACUGGAGUCGCUCAUGUUUUGCCGGAUACCACUUGGGGUUCAGAAAACACUCCUUCAUGGUGGCGGGGUUACUUCCUGCGGGACCUAUGAUCAUCAAUCAGGGGCGCGAGUGAUACCCCCCACUGAGUCCUCUGAGCUGGAAGGGCAGCAGGUGGGCUGUUUAGAUGGAUGUUUCCUACUCAUUCGGAGCACAAGUACCUCGGUCAUGUAUUCUCUUCAAUUACAUCAUAGCUUCCUUUUCAAUACUGUCCAAAGUGUCAAAAGCCUUUUUCAGUCCAUUUGUUAUUGGUCCUCGGCUUAUUGUAAAAUUAAAAUAAAUUCAUUAUUAAUGAGAUAUUACUAGAUAUGACACUAAUUGACUUUGUCACCAAAACAUAAAGCUAAGAUGUGGAUGGUUUGUUCAGAUAGCUUAGCCUAUAGGCCUAUAUAUAUAUAUAUAUACAGUAUAUAUAUAUAUAUAUAUAUAUAUUAAAGACUAGAUCCCUGCCUUUUGUGGGGGUGACGUCCUGGGACCACCAGGGAAUUUGCCAAAACUGCAAGUAAUUGAGACGCCUAAAAAAUGUCUAUUUUUGAUACUCGAGUUGUUGCAAUAAUAGUGACUGUUGUAAUUAUUCAGCUCCAGAUCCCCUCCCCUUUCUCUCUUCAAUACGCCUCCCACUUGUUAAACGCAUACAAUGUAUAGGUACACACCAUUAAUGAAUAAUAAUGCAAGAUGAACAGAUGGAAUUGGAGCCCUGGUGAAGGAGUUAGUUUCACUUUUGCGUCUCACAGCAGCGAUGGUGCGUUCAAGGAUCGCCAAACAAUGAGCGAAAUCUCAACGCUUGGCAAAAAACCACUAUCAGUGAACCAUAAAGCCAUAAACAUGUAAAACUUGUAGGCUUUUUAACAGAUGUACAUGUAUGCUGUACAUAUGACCUAUAUUAUCACUUAUUUACUAUCAAAGACUUUGGGUGAAUGAAAUGUGUUUAUGCAACAAAUGCCUAUUUUCAGAGAAAAACAUUCAAAAAAUAUUUUUUUUUUUCCCUAAAAAUGCUGAAUUGUGAACGUGUGGGUAUCCACUUUACCUGCACAAUCUGAAAUAAAAUUUCAUGUCUGUACUAAAAUGCCUACUUUUAUACCGAUAGCAUGGCCAAGUCUUUAUUGACGUUUUAAGGCAGCUAUUAAACGAUCGAUGUUUAUGAAUGGAGUUGUAGUUUGCACCGCAUCUGACUGAGAGAUGUUUGGGUUUUUUUUCAUUUACAGCAAAAGAAACUUGUCAGUAUGAUGCAGUGCAGCUAAUAAAAACUACAAUGAUGAACAUUUUUAUUCCCUCACUCAACAGAGUCACGGAAAGAAGCAUUAUUACCCUUGCAAAUGCAGUAUAUUCGGUUAACCUCUGUUAUUUCAUCUCAUUUGAGAGUGGUGAGCAUACAGUAUGGAUUACACUCAAACACAGCUAUGAGCUCAAGGGUCUAGAAAGUGUUAACCUAAUAAGUAUGCACAGUAAGUUUAUAUGUAACCAUAGUUAUCCCCGUGGGAAAAACCUGAUGUCAAACGACCCUGAAACCUGCAGUUCAACCAAAUUUCUGCCCCAAAAGGGCCUUGCAUUUUCUUCCACAUAUACAAGUAGUACCAGCGAUGCAAAGAGGAAAAGUAGAAUGAUGCCUAUAGAACUUGAAAUUGAACUAAUGCAGGGAAGUGGUGCACACCCGCUUAAUACAAUAUGGCUAAAGUGACCAUAAAUCAACACAAAUAAGAAAAGAAUCAACCUAAUGGAACGUACACAAAAAAAGUCACCUGACAGGCACACGCAGUCAUCCUACUAUGCAAGUUUGCCGCUAUGUCACGUGUCCGCAUCUGCCACGGGUCGUGGAAGGUCACAGCAUUUAAAUAAUUUGUUUUUGUUCAGUUUUCUUAUGCAGCGGUUGAUUAUUUAUUCACUUGCAUGUCAAUUGCAGUAAGAAUGUUAAAAAGCGUCAUGCAUGAAGUUGACCCGCCUUGAGCAAGCCUGUUUGCUCUGUCUGCUCCACCACCAGUCGCCAAAAGGGGAGUCAUUUUUUAAAUAUUUUUUUAGUCUUAUCAGAGCGCAUUUUUACACUUGUACGUCAAUUAAAUGCUAAAAAAAAUUAAAUCUACUAAAUAAACAAACAUUUCAAUGUUGGCAGUUUAGUUCUACAUUCAAGUGUUGAAAUGUACGGUUAAUACAAGUUUUAUGAUGGCAAAAGUUUGACUCUUGAACAGUGUUGGAAAAUACUGCAAAUUUUGGUAUUGAUCAAGUAAAUAUAGGCUCAGCAACAGUGAUACUUAUCGAUAUGGUUUACUUUAUAUUUUUCAAGAUCAUUGAAUGAGUUUGUCUUUAAUUUGAUUAUAAUCACAUUAAAAUACAGGAGAAGUAUUCCAGGCAGAAAUAAACAAACUUACAAGAUAUGAAUACAUUCAAAUGUAUGGUAGCUUAGUGGUUAGCAUGUUGGCCACACAGUCGGGAGAUCUGGGUUCAAAUCUCCGUUGGACAUGUCUAUGUGGAGUUUGUAUGUUCCCCCCCCGUGUGUGACUUUACUCCAGAUACUCUGGCUUCCCCCACAUUUCAAAAACAAGCAUGUUAUUAAUUGGCAACUCUAAAUUGUCCAUAGCUGGGAUGGUCGUUUGUCUGUAUGUGUCCUGCAGUCCAGGGUGUAUCCUGCCUGUUGCCCAAAAGUCAGCUGGGAUAGGCUCCAGCAUACCCCCUGACCCUUGUGAGGACAAGGGGCAUAGAAAAUGAAUGAGUUUUUCAGUUUUUGUAUACCCCAAGUAAAAAACCAGUCCGCAUGCCCUGUACUGCAUCAUUCCGUGAAAUCGAGUGUCCAAACAAAGCACCCUACGCGUUGCUCACUCGCGGUCCGUGCUUUUUUUUUAAUUUAUUGAGCCCGACUGCUAAUAUCCCGCCAUCGGGCCAAAUAAAGCUGUGAGUGCCAGCACCGUUUUUUGCCGAACCUUUUGUAACAAAUUAAUAAGGAAAACAGGUACCACCGUACAACAAUAUAAGACAAUGAAACAAUAAAAUAAUCCAUUUAUUCCGUUAUUGCAUUUUAUUACAUAACAUUUUUUCAGCAAAAUGAAGUCAAUAGAGGAAAAUAAGUAAACAAAAGCAACAACUAUUAUUGGAGUCAUUCAAAUCAUUUGGCUUUUUGUUCACAAAGCCCUGCUAUGUCCAAGGACUUAUUACCUGAGUUGGUAAACAAUAUACUGUAUAUUUAUAACAACAUGUAACAAAAUGAUUAACACAGCAAAAAACACACAGAUUUUUGUGAACAUAAACAUAGAAGAGUACUGAAAAGUAUCGAUCACAUGAAGUCACUACGGAUCUGAUACUGACACUACCCUCGGUAUCUAGUAUUUCCACGUUGGACUUUCCACAGUAAUCUGACCGAGGGAUAGCCAUCUCUAACUGUAAUGGAUUUAAAACUGACCGCAUAUAAACUCUUCUAGCAGCCAUCAAAUGAUGACAGACUUUCUCCAAAAUGCAAGAACCGGCCCUCAAAUCAAACUCAAAUGAUCCAUCACAUGCACCGUUCACUUUAUGUACUUCAAACUUUCCAGGGUAUAAGACCCAAUGCAUCAUGAAUGAUCUUGC